UGUUGAAUCAGUCUACAACUUUUAAAAAUGUUCACGCAAUUGGCUCUUCUUUCCGUUUUGGCGGUAUUCGUGGCUCAAGCUACAAUGAAUCUUCCAUCUCAGGAGCAGUACAAUGCUGAAUUGAAAUCAGCGGGCAUGUCUCAAGCUGGAAUCGAUGGAUUGAAUGUUUUGAGCCAAAAGUUUGUGAGCCAAUACCCAGUCGUCCAGGCUAACAAGGAAGCAGCCGACAAGUUUUUGGCUGAAUACACAGAAGAAGCACAAAAUUAUGUCAAGUCAAUGUCUCCAGAAGAUCAGAAGAUUUAUGCCGAGAGUCUUAAAAAGUACGGGCUCGCUUAAAUUCUUUUGUAAAUUUAAAUAAAUGCAUUGAUCAAACUUU
This is a messenger RNA of Caenorhabditis elegans, 376 nucleotides long. It is a transcript of the gene spig-3, whose product is annotated as DUF148 domain-containing protein. The transcript has 2 exons. NCBI's taxonomy places the organism in Eukaryota, Metazoa, Nematoda, Chromadorea, Rhabditida, Rhabditidae. The record is from RefSeq and is marked reviewed. The coding region runs from base 28 to 336 and encodes 102 amino acids.